CAGAACCAAAAUAUAAAAAAAGGAAGGGAAUUUUUUUAUUGUUUAAUUUAAGGAAAAUAUUUAAAAAAAUCCUUCCUUUUCUUCUUUGAUUUCCCCUUAUGAAGAGAUCGUAAAAUUUCCAAGGAUCCUCUUUCGUUUUUUUCUUUUUGUAAAUUUGUUUAUAUAAAUCUGAGUUUGUUUUUGAUUUUAUCGGUGGUGUUUGGGAAUAAUUAAUAUGGGGACUGAAGUUUUAUGGCCUCAGGAUUGUUUGAUCGACCUGAUCUGCGUACUGCCGAUGGCAUGUCCUCGACGGAGAUACGCAAAUGGAAACCCUUUCAGAGGAAGCGGGUCGGAUCAGAUCAACCAAUUUCGAAGAAAUACAGCUCUGCUGAUGUCUUGAAGACGGUGAGGAACAGUGUUACGAUGGAUAAGGUUACGAUUUUGAGACGAGGUGAGUCGUUGGAUUCGAAGAUCAAGAACAUCAACGGUGGUGGAAGGGAAGAGGGGUUUGUUGUUACGGGUACGGAUCGGUUAGGACCGGAUCUGAAGAUGGUCCCGAAACAAAUCAGAAUUGUGGAUAUCAAGUCUUCCGUGACCGGAAAAUCCGACGUGUAUGCCGGAUCUGCUUUCUUCGUUUCUCCGGCGCCGAGUUCUCUUCCUUUACCUUCUUUCUCGAAGAAGAAAGAGGUUCCGGUUGAUGAUUCAGCUACCAGGGAUCUUCGGCGGUUGCUCCGGUUGGAUCUCUGAGAUCCGAGAACUUACCCGAAUUAGAUUUGGAUCCUAAUAAGCCUUCUCGCUUAUUUAUCUAUUGGCCAUUUCGUCUCUAUUAAGCUCCCCGGAAUUUUCAAGAUCCGAUACCCCCCGUGAUAUUUUUUUCAAGACGGUGGACGGAUUUGAAA
Messenger RNA from Hibiscus syriacus, 878 nucleotides. RefSeq lists its product as uncharacterized. Bases 232 to 726 code for a protein of 164 amino acids. The record is from RefSeq and is a predicted model, not a curated record. Lineage: Eukaryota; Viridiplantae; Streptophyta; Magnoliopsida; Malvales; Malvaceae. The transcript is spliced from 2 exons.